Molecule: messenger RNA, 2738 nt
Organism: Symphalangus syndactylus (siamang)
Lineage: Eukaryota; Metazoa; Chordata; Mammalia; Primates; Hylobatidae
Gene: MRE11
Product: MRE11 double strand break repair nuclease
Biological process (GO): mitotic G2 DNA damage checkpoint signaling; double-strand break repair via homologous recombination; telomere maintenance
Cellular component (GO): nucleus; Mre11 complex; site of double-strand break
Molecular function (GO): 3'-5'-DNA exonuclease activity; single-stranded DNA endonuclease activity; manganese ion binding
Source: RefSeq, a predicted model, not a curated record
GGGUUAUUAUUAUCAUUGACCAAAGCAAGGGACUUUCCAUUAAUUUCUCGUUAAUUUCUUGUUAAUUUCUCACACGAGCUCGGCAAGAGAGGCUUUACUAUUCCUAGAGAAUCCGAGAUUCAGAAAAAGCGAAGGAAACUGCAUGAGGCCUCAUAGCUAGGAGGCGGCGCCGUUGGAAUGUGGACUCAGAAGUCUGGUCCCAAAGCCUACAGAAUAGAUCACUGCCCAGAACAGAAAAGUUAGAAGUGGAACCGGUGUGCAGAAUUUCUAGAAUUUGGAAUCGAGUGCAUUUUCUGACACUUGACUACAGUACCCAGGGGUUCUUGGAGAAGAAUCUGGUCCCAGAGGAGCUUGACUGACCAUAAAAAUGAGUACUGCAGAUGCACUUGAUGAUGAAAACACAUUUAAAAUAUUAGUUGCAACAGAUAUUCAUCUUGGAUUUAUGGAGAAAGAUGCAGUCAGAGGAAAUGAUACGUUUGUAACACUCGAUGAAAUUUUAAGACUUGCCCAGGAAAAUGAAGUGGAUUUUAUUUUGUUAGGUGGUGAUCUUUUUCAUGAAAAUAAGCCCUCAAGAAAAACAUUACAUACCUGCCUCGAGUUAUUAAGAAAAUAUUGUAUGGGUGAUCGGCCUGUCCAGUUUGAAAUUCUCAGUGAUCAGUCAGUCAACUUUGGUUUUAGUAAGUUUCCAUGGGUGAACUAUCAAGAUGGCAACCUCAACAUUUCAAUUCCAGUGUUCAGUAUUCAUGGCAAUCAUGACGAUCCCACGGGGGCAGAUGCACUUUGUGCCUUGGACAUUUUAAGUUGUGCUGGAUUUGUAAAUCACUUUGGACGUUCAAUGUCCGUGGAGAAAAUAGACAUUAGUCCGGUUUUGCUUCAAAAAGGAAGCACAAAGAUUGCGCUAUAUGGUUUAGGAUCCAUUCCAGAUGAAAGGCUCUAUCGAAUGUUUGUCAAUAAAAAAGUAACAAUGUUGAGACCAAAGGAGGAUGAGAACUCUUGGUUUAACUUAUUUGUGAUUCAUCAGAACAGGAGUAAACAUGGAAGUACUAACUUCAUUCCAGAACAAUUUUUGGAUGACUUCAUUGAUCUUGUUAUCUGGGGCCAUGAACAUGAGUGUAAAAUAGCUCCAACCAAAAAUGAACAACAGCUGUUUUAUAUCUCACAACCUGGAAGCUCAGUGGUUACUUCUCUUUCCCCAGGAGAAGCUGUAAAGAAACAUGUUGGUUUGCUGCGUAUUAAAGGGAGGAAGAUGAAUAUGCAGAAAAUUCCUCUUCACACAGUGCGGCAGUUUUUCAUGGAGGAUAUUGUUCUGGCUAAUCAUCCAGACAUUUUUAACCCAGAUAAUCCUAAAGUAACCCAAGCCAUACAAAGCUUCUGUUUGGAGAAGAUUGAAGAAAUGCUUGAAAAUGCUGAACGGGAACGUCUGGGUAAUUCUCGCCAGCCAGAGAAGCCUCUUAUACGACUGCGAGUGGACUAUAGUGGAGGUUUUGAACCUUUCAGUGUUCUUCGCUUUAGCCAGAAAUUUGUGGAUCGGGUAGCGAAUCCAAAAGACAUUAUCCAUUUUUUCAGGCAUAGAGAACAAAAGGAAAAAACAGGAGAAGAGAUCAACUUUGGGAAACUUAUCACAAAGCCUUCAGAAGGAACAACUUUAAGGGUAGAAGAUCUUGUAAAACAGUAUUUUCAAACCGCAGAGAAGAAUGUACAGCUCUCACUGCUAACAGAAAGAGGGAUGGGUGAAGCAGUACAAGAAUUUGUGGACAAGGAGGAGAAAGAUGCCAUUGAGGAAUUGGUGAAAUACCAGUUGGAAAAAACACAGCGAUUUCUUAAAGAACGUCAUAUUGAUGCCCUAGAAGACAAAAUCGAUGAGGAGGUACGUCGUUUCAGAGAAACCAGACAAAAAAAUACUAAUGAAGAAGAUGAUGAAGUCCGUGAGGCUAUGACCAGGGCCAGAGCACUCAGAUCUCAGUCAGAGGAGCCUGCUUCUGCCUUCAGUGCUGAUGACCUUAUGAGUAUAGAUUUAGCAGAACAGAUGGCUAAUGACUCUGAUGAUAGCAUCUCAGCAGCAACCAACAAAGGAAGAGGCCGAGGAAGAGGUCGAAGAGGCGGAAGAGGGCAGAAUUCAGCAUCGAGAGGCGGGUCUCAAAGAGGAAGAGGAGACACUGGUCUGGAGACUUCUACUCGUAGCAGGAACUCAAAGACUGCUGUGUCAGCAUCUAGAAAUAUGUCUAUUAUAGAUGCCUUUAAAUCUACAAGACAGCAGCCUUCCCGAAAUGUCACUACUAAGAAUUAUUCAGAGGUGAUUGAGGUAGAUGAAUCAGAUACGGAAGAAGACAUUUUUCCUACCACUUCAAAGACAGAUCAAAGGUGGUCCAGCACAUCAUCCAGCAAAAUCAUGUCCCAGAGUCAAGUAUCGAAAGGGGUUGAUUUUGAAUCAAGUGAGGAUGACGAUGAUGAUCCUUUUAUGAACACUAGUUCUUUAAGAAGAAAUAGAAGAUAAUAUAUUUAAUGGCACUAAGAAACAUGCAAGAUACAGGAAAAAUGAAAGCGUUACAAGCUCAGAGUUUAAGAUUUUAAGUAUUAUUUCCUGAGCAUGACUCCAUAAGUAGGAAAUUUCUAGCUCACAGACAUGUACAGUAGCAUUGAUUCACCUUGUUUUUUUAACCUGGUUGUUACAGUAAGAGCUUUGUUUCAAUAUCAUUCUUGAGUAAAGAUUAAAAUAAAGCUACCAUUUUACAUUUCUA